Molecule: messenger RNA, 870 nt
Organism: Macrobrachium nipponense
Lineage: Eukaryota; Metazoa; Arthropoda; Malacostraca; Decapoda; Palaemonidae
Product: SCAN domain-containing protein 3-like
Exons: 2
Coding region: 1-870 (289 amino acids)
Biological process (GO): DNA integration
Molecular function (GO): nucleic acid binding
Source: RefSeq, a predicted model, not a curated record
AUGUCGGACUUUAAAGAGCAGUUUGAGCAGAAGUUGGACAACUUAUUACAGUCUAAGAAUGACAAUGUGGUUAUUCCUCGGAAAGAGAAACGUGCACAGUGGAUAGCUCAGCUGCUUAAAAUUGAAAAGGAAGGGCCUAAAACCAGCGAUGACUAUAAUAUGAUAAAAAGAUUCGAAAUUCUCAGAGUUGGUGACGAUGACCGACUUAUUCGGAAGCAUAACGGGAGAGAGUUUGUGAAUGCCGUUAUAUCAGAGUUGUCUACGCUCUGGCCUGAACUUAAGCUCGUCACUGGUCAGCCGCGCCACCCACAAAGCCAAGGUGCAGUUGAAAGAUUGAAUGGAGUCAUUCAAGACAAAUUAAAAAUUUGGAUGCACGAAAACAAGUCCAGCAGGUGGAGCGUUGGGGUCCACUUUGUCCAGUGGCAAAUAAACAUUUCGGAACAUGAAACCAUAAAAACAAGUCCGUUUAAAGUCAUGUUCGGGAUCGAACCCAAGGUAGGCCUAGCAUCCACUGUUAUUCCACCUAAUAUGCUCGGCAAUAUAAGAACUGAAGAAUAUUUAGACACCAUCCUCCAAAAUGAAGCCGAAGGGGCGGCUGAUGAAGAGGAACAAGAAGGAGAGGAGGAACAGGAAGGAGAAGAGGAACGAGAUGGAGAAGAGGCGCCGCAAUUCGCUGAAGCUCGGCAACUGGCUGCAGCCGGCCAAGAAAAAACCGCACUUAGAAUGACAAGGAGGGCGAAACCCCUCUUAAGUGCCCUACAAGUGGGUGACAACGCGACGCUGAAAGUACCCGAGUUUGAUCGUGGGCCGAUGACAGCAGGAACCUCCUGGUUGUGGUACUGCAGAGAGACGAGGACCUGUACCAGGUAG